CCUGGCGUCACCAGGACAACGGGCGUUGCCGGCGCCGUGUGACUGACUGGCUGGCUGGCUGGCUCGGGCUGGGCGCGCUCGUCGGCCAUGGUUUUUUCAAAUAAUGAUGAAGGCCUUAUUAACAAAAAGUUACCAAAAGAACUUCUCUUAAGAAUAUUUUCCUUUUUGGAUAUAGUAACUUUGUGCCGAUGUGCACAGAUUUCCAAGGCUUGGAACGUCUUAGCUCUGGAUGGAAGCAACUGGCAAAGAAUAGACCUUUUUAACUUUCAAACAGAUGUGGAGGGUCGAGUGGUAGAAAACAUCUCAAAGCGAUGUGGUGGAUUCCUCAGGAAACUCAGCUUGAGAGGCUGCAUUGGUGUUGGAGAUUCCUCCUUGAAGACAUUUGCGCAGAACUGUCGCAACAUUGAACAUCUGAAUCUCAACGGGUGCACAAAAAUCACAGACAGCACAUGUUAUAGCCUUAGCAGAUUCUGUUCCAAGCUGAAACAUCUGGAUCUGACCUCCUGUGUUUCCAUCACAAACAGCUCCUUAAAAGGGAUCAGUGAAGGCUGCCGGAACUUGGAGUACCUCAACCUUUCGUGGUGCGAUCAGAUCACAAAGGACGGCAUUGAGGCCCUCGUGCGAGGCUGUCGAGGCCUUAAAGCCCUGCUCCUCCGGGGCUGCACGCAGUUAGAAGAUGAAGCUCUGAAACACAUUCAGAACUACUGCCAUGAACUUGUGAGCCUCAAUCUCCAAUCCUGCUCUCGCGUCACGGAUGAAGGCGUGGUGCAGAUAUGCAGGGGCUGCCACCAGCUGCAAGCCCUCUGUCUUUCCGGCUGCAGCAACCUCACAGAUGCCUCGCUCACAGCCCUGGCUCUGAACUGCCCGAGACUUCAGAUCCUGGAGGCCGCACGCUGCUCCCACCUGACGGACUCGGGCUUUACCCUGUUAGCUCGGAACUGCCACGACCUAGAGAAGAUGGAUCUAGAAGAAUGCGUCCUGAUCACAGACAGCACACUCAUCCAGCUCUCCAUCCAUUGUCCGAAACUGCAAGCCUUGAGUCUGUCCCACUGUGAGCUCAUCACCGAUGAUGGCAUCCUGCACCUGAGCAACAGCACCUGCGGCCACGAGCGUCUGCGUGUCCUGGAGCUGGACAACUGCCUGCUCAUCACAGAUGUGGCGCUGGAGCACUUGGAGAACUGCCGGGGCUUGGAGCGCCUCGAGCUCUACGACUGCCAGCAGGUCACCCGGGCUGGCAUCAAGCGCAUGCGGGCUCAGCUUCCUCAUAUCAAAGUUCAUGCCUACUUUGCUCCUGUCACCCCACCGACAACUGUGGGAGGAAGUGGACAGCGACUGUGCAGAUGCUGUGUCAUUCUCUGACAGCAGCUGUGGGGCCCAUGGCAUGAGGACUUGGCCCUUUCUGCAGAGAAGAUCAUGCAGUGGGUAUGUCUGACUCACUCCAUCGCCACCCAGAAUCUCAAUUCUCCAUUGAGAAGGGCAUUUUCAGGUAAAGCACUUCUGUAAAGAUUGCUGGGACUCUGGUGAUAGCCUUCACCUUUAUUCUACGGUGAUGCAACAGAUCCAAGCCCUGUUGUACCAGCGAACAUCGGCAAGAGCUCAGAUCAAGCAACCUGGAUCUCUAAGAGGUGGGUGCCAGUUUAAGGUACAACUAUCCUGCCCUUGACUCUAUCAGCAUUCUUCAAACAGACCAUCAGUGUUAGCACAAAUUAAGCAGGAAAAGAAAAGCUGUUGGUUUCCUACCUAAUACUUAAGCCGGUGGCCUACUUUAACUCACAAUGAUUCCAUUUUGAUGAGCAGGAUUUUUCCACUCUGAAGAUUAAACAGCAACUAUACUGCAAAUUGUUAUUGCUGGAUCGUUUCAUAUGUAGAAACUCCAGUGGAAGGUGAGUUAACAGGGUUCAUGAGACACCAAAGAAAUGAGGACACUGAGCAGGGUCUGCAGCAGUUCUGUCAAUUGCAACGUGAAUACCUUGAGGCCAAAAACCACACAAAAGUCACUCUGUAUUGCUUAGUAGGGGGAAAAGCUCUACAGAGUUUUCGUUACAAAAAAACCUGUCAUACCACAAAAUUUGGGGAAAAUGAGGGCCUGAGUUAUGGAUAGUAAUAUGAUCAAUUAAAGUCAUGAAUGGAUGCAUGUAGAA
This is a messenger RNA of Suncus etruscus (white-toothed pygmy shrew), 2141 nucleotides long. It is a transcript of the gene FBXL2, whose product is annotated as F-box and leucine rich repeat protein 2. Gene Ontology annotation, cellular component: SCF ubiquitin ligase complex. The transcript has 15 exons. Gene Ontology annotation, biological process: SCF-dependent proteasomal ubiquitin-dependent protein catabolic process. NCBI's taxonomy places the organism in Eukaryota, Metazoa, Chordata, Mammalia, Eulipotyphla, Soricidae. Gene Ontology annotation, molecular function: protein binding. The record is from RefSeq and is a predicted model, not a curated record. The coding region runs from base 88 to 1359 and encodes 423 amino acids.